Molecule: messenger RNA, 1798 nt
Organism: Lytechinus pictus (painted urchin)
Lineage: Eukaryota; Metazoa; Echinodermata; Echinoidea; Temnopleuroida; Toxopneustidae
Product: glycoprotein-N-acetylgalactosamine 3-beta-galactosyltransferase 1-like
Exons: 3
Coding region: 156-1610 (484 amino acids)
Cellular component (GO): membrane
Molecular function (GO): N-acetylgalactosaminide beta-1,3-galactosyltransferase activity
Source: RefSeq, a predicted model, not a curated record
UACAGCCUAGCCACCUCAUCGCCAGUAGUGCAGUACAGUGCAGUGCAUGCAACCGCCGGCUAGGCCGGGCGAUCACGCAACGGUACUUGUUUAGCGACGACGUUCUCGCUCACGUAUUCCGGGUUAGUUCACUGAUUCCUGAUGAUUUCAUUAUUAUGGCGCCCAUCAAGGGGAACACUGGGGGAUUCAUAAGGAAUUUCUGUUUUGGAUUAUUCUUUGGAUGCUGUAUAACUUACGCCACAGUGAAAUUUUCACGGUCAAACGUGCCUCGAACUUCGACUAUCAUUGACUCGGAUCCCCACCGUAAAGACUCGCUGCUGCAGCCCGACGGGCAUGUUGUCGUGGACGAAGGGAACAGAGUGCUGGAAAGCGAACUGAAACAUUUUGAAGACUCUCAUCAUCAUGAAUUUGUGGGUCAGGAUGCCAUUGCACAAGUCCUCUAUGAGAAGGUUCGUAUUCUUUGCUGGGUGAUGACAGGACCUCAAAACAUUGAUACAAAGGCAGUUCAUAUCCAUGCCACUUGGGGAAAGCGGUGCAAUAAGGUCAUUUUCAUCUCCUCCGAACCAUCGGACAAAAUCCCCAUCGUGAAGGUAGCGACUCAAGAAGGGCGGGAUUUCCUGUGGCAGAAAACUAGAGGAGCUUUCCAAUACAUCUACGACAAUCUGCUGAACGAUUACGACUGGUUCCUGAAAGCAGAUGACGACACAUUUGUCAUCGUUGAGAACCUGCGCUACUUCUUGUUGAAGUACAGCCCAGAUACGUCGAUUUACUUUGGUCACAAGUUCAAGCCCUAUGUGAGGCAGGGGUACAUGAGUGGAGGUGGUGGAUACGUGACCAGUAGACAAGGUGUGAAGAAUCUGGUAGAGAUCGCCUUUAAGGAUCCCAAGAAAUGUUGGGGUACGGACCACAGGGGUGGUGCGGAAGACGUCGAGAUCGGCAAGUGUCUUGAAAACGCGGGUGUGGUUGCUGGGGAUUCUAGAGAUGCCUUGCAAAGAAAUCGUUUCCAUCCGUUCCAACCUGAGGCACAUCUCAAUCCCAAUGGCCUUCCUGAGAACUUCUGGUACUGGAAUUACAUCUAUUAUCCACGAAAUGAGGGUUAUGAAGGAUGCUGCUCUGAUUACUCUGUAACAUUCCACUACAUCCCACCCGCCGCGUUGUACAACCUGGAAUAUCUUGUGUACCACCUGCGCCCCUUUGGCGUGGGAACGUUCCCGUGUCCAGUAGAUGUACCCAAAGAGAUCCUCCAAGAGGCACGUUCAAGGCAGCAAUCGCAGCAUCGAGGAGAGCAAUUGCCGCAUCAAGAACAGCCACCUGAGGAUCAGGAGGAGAAGCGUGCGGAGCAAGGAAAAGAGUCGGGUCAAGAAAAGCAGGAGGAAGCAGGACAGGAGGAGCAAGGGAGCCAGGUGAAACAAAAGGAAUCAAAAGUUGAAAAUGAGCAAAAGGUUGUCGACAAACCUAAAGAAACGGAAGCAAAAGAAUCAGAACCAAAGAAAGUAGAAACAAAGGAAACAGAACAAAAUCCUGAUGAGACAGACAAAAAUAAAGAAGACACCGUUCAAAAGCAAGUGGACGUAAACGGAACUGAUGAUAAAAAGGUUCCUGUUAGAUGAUCAAGGGCUGUUAAAUUAGAGUGUAUUAUGAAUUAAAAAUUCCAAGCGAGAAUUAAUCAUAGAAUAUUUAUUUUAUUGCAAUAUUUUCCUCACAACAUAUGAUCUAUGUUUAUUGUGAGAGAGUAUAUCAUCCUAUAACGUGAAAUGCAAUAAUCAAGGUCAACAAAAUAUUUGUUUAAUUGGAUGAA